Molecule: messenger RNA, 1266 nt
Organism: Penicillium macrosclerotiorum
Lineage: Eukaryota; Fungi; Ascomycota; Eurotiomycetes; Eurotiales; Aspergillaceae
Product: FAD-dependent oxidoreductase
Exons: 2
Coding region: 1-1266 (421 amino acids)
Molecular function (GO): FAD binding; monooxygenase activity
Source: RefSeq, a predicted model, not a curated record
AUGACUGAGAAAAGAAAGGCAAUCAUCAUUGGCGCUGGCCCUGCCGGUCUCGCAGCCGCUCUCCGCCUGCAGCAACGAACAGAUAUCGAAUGCACGCUGUACGAACUGCGAUCUGAGCCCACCACCCUGGGCGGAGCAAUCGGAAUUUUACCCAACGGCAUGCGUCUCCUACACCGCCUGGGCCUUGUCGAUAAAAUCCUGGCGCGGGGCUUCAGCGGCCCCAACCUGACCCUUCACUCUUUGAACGGGCACGUCCUCGGCGAGCAUGACUUUGUCGGAUGGGCACGCGAGAAGACUGGGUUCAAAUACGUCCGUAUCAAGCGUACGGACGUGGUGGACGUUUUACUCGAAGCUGUGCAGCAAGCCAAAAUCCCAAUCCACUUUAACAAACGCCUUACCUCUAUCGAGGAGAGUGCCAAGGAAGUGAAGGUCACAUUUUCGGAUGGAUCGACUGACGCUGCCGAUAUGCUGUUCGGUUGUGAUGGGAUCCACUCCUAUGUGCGACGUGCUUACGUCGAUCCUGCGCAGCCUUUGGAAUAUUCAGGCAUCUCCGGCCUCGGGUGCAUUAUCCCGACCAAGCUCUUAUCUCCGCAGACUGCAGCCCAGAUCAACGGCCUCGAGGCUACCAUGACGGAGGAGGGAAUCCUGGCGGUCAAUCCGUGCACCGCAUCAAAAGAUGAGAUGUUCUGCUUCUUCUCAAAAGAAGUUCCAGCACCGGCGUCGGGCGAUGACCGCGAUGGCUGGGAAGUGCACGGGAAAGAGGAAAUAGACGGGUUCAAAUCCUCGCUGAGUAGGACCUUGGAAAAUGCACGUGGAGAAUGGGGCUCUGCACUCAAAGAUCUCAUCAACAACGUCACAUCCGUGAAGUUCUUCCCUGUGUACAGGCUGACUCUUGGUGGAGUUUGGUCGAAGGGACGUUGUGUGCUGGUUGGAGAUGCUGCGCAUGCGAUGUCGCCGCAUGCCGGCCAAGGCGUUUCCAUGGCACUGGAGGAUGUGUUCUUACUAUCACGUCUAUUAGAAGACCACAAACGGCCUCUCCAAGAGGUCUUUGCCAGAUACGAUGAGAUUCGUAGGCCACGGGUUGAAGAAAUCUUCAAGAUUGCGGCCCAGAACGGAGAGUCACGGCGGAAGACUACCCCACGGGGUCUGAAGUUCAAAGAAAUGAGCAUGUUCAUGAUGUUGAAAAUUUCGUGGGCUUUUGGGCUCGAUAAGCGGGGAAUAAAACAAGGGCAUCUCGCUUACGAUAUUGAUGCAGUGGAGCUAUAA